Molecule: messenger RNA, 1539 nt
Organism: Penicillium crustosum
Lineage: Eukaryota; Fungi; Ascomycota; Eurotiomycetes; Eurotiales; Aspergillaceae
Gene: cp8
Product: putative carboxypeptidase Y
Exons: 5
Coding region: 1-1539 (512 amino acids)
Biological process (GO): proteolysis
Cellular component (GO): fungal-type vacuole
Molecular function (GO): serine-type carboxypeptidase activity; protein binding
Source: RefSeq, a predicted model, not a curated record
AUGUGGAAAUUUUGGCUUGCAACACUAGUCGGCGUGGGCCAUGCCUCGCAAACCGUGCUCCGACCAGAGCCCGUGGCGUCAAACUUCACCACCUUCCGGAGUCCAAAUUCACCCCAUUCAAUACGCAUCCGACAACAAAAUGAGUCCAUCUGUGCAGCGGGCUCCGCUCAGUAUACCGGAUGGUUAGAUAUUGGUCCGAAUCACCUGUUCUUCUGGUACUUCGAAAGUCAGAAUGAUCCCGCUGCUGACCCACUAACGUUGUGGAUGAACGGUGGGCCCGGAGGCUCUAGUUUACUGGGCUUGUUCCAAGAAAAUGGGCCAUGUCUAAUAAACGAGCAUGGCAAUGGGACUAUUCAUAACCCAUGGGGCUGGUCUCGAAACUCCUCAUUACUUUUCGUUGACCAACCGGCCGAUGUGGGCUGGUCUUACAUUGACGAGGGCUACGACGUCGCCCGCGAUUCUCACGAGGCCGCAGUUGACAUGCGCCGUUUUCUCCAAAUCUUUGGCAAAUACAUCCCCUAUCUUGGGGCCGAGAUUGUGACCCACAACCAGCAAUAUCCCUCGGAGCCCCAGAUCAACCUGAAGUCAUGCCUGAUAGGUAAUGGCUUCAUGUCAUCCAAGGACAUCACAUUCGGAUACUGGGAGACGCUUUGCACAACCAAUCCCGGCGUUUCCACGCCCGUGUUCAAUGAGACCCGAUGCGAUAUUAUCGCUGCCAACAUGCCACGAUGCAUGGAACUCUAUGAUACUUGCGCCGGAAAUCCCGAUGUUGCAAUCUGCACGGCUGCAUAUGCCGUCUGCUACAAAGGAAUCGUCGGUUUGUAUGAGGAUGAGAGCAAGAAGGGAGGCCGUAACCGCUUCGACAUCACAGCCCCAUGUUAUAUUGAUGAGAUAUGCUACAAAGAAGCAGCUUAUAUCGAGCAGUACCUGAAUUCGCCGGUUGUUCGAGAAGCCCUCUCACCACCGGAAGGAGUCAAGGAGUACGGGUUUGAGUCCAGCGCCGUGGCUGAUGCCUUUGCAACAACGCCGGAGGCAAUGACGUCGUCAUCCGACCAUAUCAUUUUCCUGCUUUCUCAUGGAGUGGAUUUCCUGGCCUAUCAGGGAAACCUUGACCUAGCUUGCAACACGGCAGGAAACCUCCGGUGGGCUAACUCGCUUGCCUGGAAGGGACAGAGUGAGUUUACAUCCAAGCCGCUGCUCCCUUGGAACUCAAACGUCGCGGGACGUCUUGAAACGGUCGGCAACGCGAAAGAGGUGCGUGUGCAGUUGGACGGGCUGGCAGAGAAAUCACGGUUUGCAUUUGUGACGGUUGAUGGGGCAGGUCAUAUGGUUCCCCAGGAUCGCGGUGAUGUGGCAUUCGACAUUUUGACCCGAUGGAUUGCGGAAAGCAAACGAGCUCCUCGUGAGCCACCCUACGAGGCCGCAGCCAGCGGCGAUCUCGAAGCCGUCAAAACACUUCUCGACAAUGGAGCAGACAUCAACGCAGUAGACUCACCAGGCUCAUCGCGCCUUCACGCUGCGGCGAAGAAAGUCCAUUGA